Messenger RNA from Aphis gossypii (cotton aphid), 3450 nucleotides. RefSeq lists its product as uncharacterized. The record is from RefSeq and is a predicted model, not a curated record. Gene Ontology annotation, molecular function: zinc ion binding. Lineage: Eukaryota; Metazoa; Arthropoda; Insecta; Hemiptera; Aphididae. The transcript is spliced from 5 exons. The coding region runs from base 262 to 2430 and encodes 722 amino acids.
GUUUAUGUGAUAAUGUGAUCUGAAAUGGUCAGUACCAUUGAGUAGUAAAUAAAUAUAAAUGAUUCAAAAUAUUAUAGUAGUUAUUACGUUAAUGUUUAAACGACUUUUGUUAGAUCUUAUUUUAUUUAAAUAGGUAGGUACCUUAUCAAAAUUAAAAUAUUCUAAUAACUAAUUUAAAUUAUUAACCAUCAGACAUGAGCUAUUAAGUAUGAUAUACCAACUGGUAUAGUGUAUCAAUACAGAUUAACAGCCACUUCAAUAAUGGAUAUUUUGUAUCCAUGCAGUCUGUGUUCGCAGACUUUUAAAUUAAGAAAACAUAUUCUAAACCAUAUGAAAACUGUUCACGAAUCCAACGUUUCUAUGAUAUGUGAUGAUGAUUCCAAAAGUUUAUUAAACUGUUCACAAUGUUAUAAACAGUUUAAUAAUAAUAGUUUGUUAAAUAGACAUAUACACUUAGAUCACAAUACUUCAAUACCCAAUUUAAGCAAGUAUAAUUCAAGGCCAUCCAAAAAAAUAGUUUCUCAAAAACUCAAUGCUUAUUUAUCAUUACAAGAUUGCUUGCCAGAUGAUUAUUCUUAUAAAAUAUUAGCAUUCAAAGAUAUUUCAUAUGGACAGUUCAAAGCGAAAUUUAUGAUUAAUAACAUUGAUGAAGAAUCAUUUUUGGUUUGGUUAGAUAAUUUAUGUCAUAAAACUAAAAUUCAUUAUAUAACUGAAAGUAUGCCUUUUAUUUCUUUAAAAAAUUUUCACCGAAAAGUGUAUAGAUGCAAUGAUAUUGAUUAUUGGGAUAUUAAUUCCAAUAGGAUUUUGCAGAACCCAACUAGUUGUAAAGCCAGUCUAUCAGUUAUGAUUAAAUCUUUAAACAAAGAAUUAGUUCAUCAAUCAAAAGCUGUCAUAAUAAUGAAACAUUGUCAUUGUCAUCCUAAAAAUAAUUUUACUUCAAUGAAAUCUUUAGAUAUAUUUCAUGUUUAUGAUCAACUUGCAUACUUAUUGAAAAAUGGUUUAUCAGCAGCUGAUGCACUGCAUACUUAUACUACUAAAGUUAUACAAACUGAAGGUACAAAUCAUUAUUUGAAGUUAAUAGAUUCAGGAAUCAAACCAGAUGUAGAAUUUGUUUACGAGUUGUAUUAUAGGUACAUAAGAAAGUCUAGAUUUGCAUCACCGUUCAUUAAACAUGUAGAUUCAUUAAUGAAAUCUCUAAAAUUUUAUAAUCUUAGAAUAGAGAGAAAAAGUGCUGUUAUUGAAUUAAUAAAAAACAAUAUUGUCAUAGCUAUUCGAACUCCGCUCAUGAAAACAAUUAAUUCGGAUACUGUAUUUGUGUGUUCAACUAGUUUAGAUAUUUCUAAGACAUGGUUUAUGUUUGGUAAGACUGAUAAAAAAAUAAUGAUUCCAGUUGGAGUAAUUAUAUCCACUGAUGAUAAAGAGUGUUUGUUAAAAGCAGGUUUAUGUUUAUGGGAAAAGUUAGGAGGUAGUAUCAAAACUGUUGUAGUUGAUUUAGUAUAUACAAAUGUAUUCCAAACAGUUUUUCCUGAAGCCACUGUAUAUGUUUCAAAAUUUCAUUUUUUGCUGAGUGUAUGGAAAUGGCUUCUUAAUGUCCCAGAUUAUAAUAAUUUGUUUAAAGAGUUAAAUUGUUUUGUCGAAUUAAAAAAAAUGAUAUAUUCUGAAAAUUUUAUCGUCAAUGAUGUUGUAGAUACAAAUUUUGCUAAUGUUUUAAUUAAAAAAUAUCCAAAUUUCAAUCGAUUUAUGCAAAAUAUUAACAAAAACAAUCUUCUAUUUUGUUUGCCUAUGUUUACUCAUCCAUGCUCCACGAUUUCUGAACGGAAAUUUAUUUAUUACCAUACUAAAUCACUUUCAAUUUUACAAACAUUUCAUUUUAUUAUUGAUGAAAUUGACUUUUUCUACAACAAUUUGCUUACAGAUAAUCCAAAUAAUAAUCAACAAAUAAUUUUAAAUAAUUUCAAAGAAAUUAACAGAGAUAAGAACUGCUUUACUUACUGUUGUAUGAAUGAAACUCUUUCCCUGUACUUAGUAGAAAAUAAUAAUGAUGGCGGUAAAUUUUUUGUUGAUAUGGAUAUUGGACUUUGUUCUUGCACUCUAAAUAAUUUAUGUUCUCCGUGUAUCCAUCAAGCGUUUUUAAGUGAACAUAUUAUAAACUGUUCAGUAGAUAAUGAUACUUGUGUAUUAAAUACAUCUAAUUAUGAUGAAGAGAAACAAAAUACAGAAAAAGAGGAGUUUGAAAACAUUUUAUCUGAAUUUCAAUCUAUCCAUAAUAAGAUAAAAGAACAAUUUAUGAUUGAUCCUGAGUAUUUUAAAGGUGGCAUUCAGAGGUUUGUUUCAACUUGGAAGGACAGUCUAACAUCAGAUAAAUCUUUAUUAUUAGCUUGUAAUUCUUUAAGCAAUAUUUACCAAUCAAACUUAGACAACAGUUUGUAAAUUAUAUAUUAUUAUAAUCUUAUAGAGCUUAUAUUUUGAGAUUGUAAUUUGUUUGUUUUAUUUUUUAGUGUUUUGUGACUUGAGAGUAUUUUUCAGUCUUUCUUUAAAAAUAGUAAAACAAUAUAAAAUAUUAAAUUAAUAAACCUAUGUUUAAAAUUUUAUUUUUUUAAAUUAAAAUAUUUCUUAAUGAAUAUAAUUAAAAUCUAACAAAUUUUAUUGACUCUCAGUGUCUGAUAAUUAUUUUAGAUACUAUUAAUGUAUGUUAUAAAAAAUGUAUUUUAUUAAAAUAUUGUUUCUAUUAUGUAAAUGUCUAAUGUAAUAUUAAUAUUAAAUACUACUUAUAAUGAUUAUAAUACUGUAAGAUUGUUGUACGUACUUUUUAAUGUUUUUAAUUUAAAAACAUGGUAUCUAUCACUCAGUGGCGUAGUUAUGAUUUUGUUCUGAGGGGAAUAUAUAAUUAAUUGGUUGCACAUAAAAUGGGAGGCUCAAUAAGUCAAUGCAUUAAACAUUAAAAAAAAAGGCUCUGGGGGGGAACCUAUCUCUAUAUCUCCUUCAUAACUACGUCACUGCUAUCACUAUCACAUUCACAGUAAUUAAUUUGCUUAAAGAACAGAAAAACUUUUUAACCUAAAAUGAAUAGGUUGGUUUUAUUUUUGUUUUGAGACAAAUGUGCCAUAUCUUUAAAAUUACCUAUCAGAUAUACAUUUUUGAAAAAUACAAUUUAAAGGUAAUUUAAUAGUUUUGAUAAUAUGUUAAAGUACAAUUUUAGUCUAUAAAUAAUCUAAAUUACUUAAAACUUUGUGUUGUACAUUUUAAAUGAAUUGCUUGAUAUUUGUAGUACCCUUAUAUUAUACUAAGGUAAUAUUUAAAAUUGUCUGAUAAUUAUUAAUUUUAAUUUAUUGUUUAACCUAUUUCAUGUUCCUUAUUAUUUGUAAGAUACUGUUUACCAUAAUUCAAAAUUAUUUUAUGUAAAUCUAAUCCUAAUGUAUUAUGUAUAAUAUAUAAAUAAAUUAAAGUAAA